CAGCUUAGACUACGUAUAUUUACCAAAGGGGUUGAGAGUCACAUGUCGGCAUUCAUUCGCUCUCCGAACAACACAGCCUUCGUUUAACGUGUAUGUACUUAGCAUUCGCUUUGUGCCCCAAAGACAUCAUCCACGUUCUUGCGUUUGUCGUGAAUACUUAAUACUUCAUCAUUUUAGUUGCAACAGAGGAUAACUGACAAAUAAUUAUUCAUUUAUUUUGACUGCGUUAAACAUCAGAAAUAUAUUGUACGGACUUACUUGGAUUAUUUUCAAAUUUAUUUCGGAUUAGAAUUUAUUCAUUAUAUACGGCUAAUACUUUGGCUGUUUGCUGUCCUGAAAAUUAAAUUUUUAGUGGUAAAUUGAAUACCGUAUAAAAUGAGUAUUUACGGAUUGAGUGCGUAUCGCGUUACGGUACUAUUGCUGCAAUGCAUGGUUUUGGGAGCUGUAAGUCAGAUAAAAACACCACCAGUAAAAGCAACUAUCAUGACUACUAAACAGAUAACAGCAUUUUCUACAGACGUUACAAGACUGGUUCAGUGGAAUACAAAGUCAUCCAUGAGAGCACUAGCAGACGUUACUAUGCCAACAGUUGAUAAAUUGAAAAAGACACCGCCAAUUAUUAUUCAAGCAGGGCUAGCGUUAUCGUCAGCAAAAAAAUCAGAUGUUAAAAAAACAACAAAGCCUGUACCAUCAACAUCAUUGUUCGAAACAACAACAAAAAAGGCAACAACUUCAUUCACCGCACCUGCACGUGUAACUAAAAUCACCCCUACUAUCACAAAAAUACAGAUAAAAACAUUUACCAGUCCUACCGCGUCUACAAACCAAACUUUAUCCACCACACCGACAACUCCAGUUACACCAGCAACACCAACACUCAAAACUACCCAAACACCCAACAUUACAAAAAAGGCAACCAUCCAGGCAACCCCAACCACCCAAACUACACCAACAACACAAACCACACAAACAAAACCAACUACACAAACGACACUAACUACACCAACAACACCAAGCACAUUGGAAGCGAAAACAGCUAAACUAGUUACAAGUAAAAUGAAAACCAAAGGCAUACCCAUAGAAUCAGUUGGAACAAUAACUACUAUCAAAUCUGUGAUUUUAAAACGAGUUCCGCUUUCACCAGCUCAAAUUGCUUCAAGAACCUCCAAUAGAACCCCAAACAAAAGACGAGAAAAAGCCCGAGCAAGAUAUAUUUCAGAUUUUAAGCUUCAUACAGAAGCAUUCACUACAGAUGUAAUCUCACAUUCUGCUUCUAUGGCUCGAGCUGAGAAAAAACAGGCAGAAGUUGUGCGAGAAGAGACAAUUGCAGACGAACCCGCGGUGACGGGUAAUGCGGCAGCGGCCAAUGAUUUUACCGCCAGUGCUCAAAAUGAGGAUGUAGCAAAACCUCGUAAUGGGAAUUCCGGGAGAGUGGAUAUGACCGCUUUUUUACCUGAUGAUCACCAGCUUAAUUUAACCAGAUGUGAACCUGGGUUUAAUGAUGAAUGUGAUGUGAAUAAUUAUGAAAGGUGUUCAACAAAAGGACGAUGUAUUUGUCUGCAAGGCUAUUUACCAGAUCGUCGAACAGGAAUUUGUGUUGCCGCUCAGUUUUUUAGAGGAGAAAUAACAUUCGCCAACGAGUUUUCUGAAUCAUUGAAAGAUGUAAAUAGUGAUGAAUAUGUCAAAUUUAACUCAGAAAUAAGGCAAGCGUUAUAUUCAGCUUUUGGUAAUCAAGGAUUAACAGGAAUAUUAGAUAUCUAUAUCGCCUCCUUAGAUCUUGAUAGCAAUAAAGUUGUGUUUGAAGUAGCUCUAGAUAAGAACUCGGCACCUCGUAGAGAGAAACUACAGACUAUGUAUAAUCGUGGACUUACAGCUGUUGCUUAUGUUGAUACUGAUCGUUUGGUCAAGUUAACUGGUACAGGCUUAAUAUUGGGUGAAAAUGCCAGUAUGUCACAAUAUCUGCAACUAUUGACAGAAUACAGCCAUUGUGUGGAUGCCAAUCACAAUUAUUGUGACAUGAAUGCUAGAUGUACUCAUAGAAUGCGGACAUUUUCUUGUCGCUGUCAAGAUGGUUUUGAUGAUAUCUCGCCAGAUGUAUUUAAAGCUCCAGGAGAAGUUUGUAGAGUUGCUUGUAAAUGUAAAAAUAAUGGCACGUGUGAAGUUGUGGAAGGAGCCGAAACUUGUUCUUGUCCAGAUUGGUUUAUUGGUACUAAUUGUGAAAUAAAUGGAAAAGAAUUAUUAAUUAUAUGCGCCAGUGUAUUAGGUGGAUUAUUGAUAUUAACUGUCUUGUUGUGUUUUAUCUGUGUUUGUACCAUGAAAAACAGAUCAAGAAAAUCCAGUCGAUCUAGUACUAUCGGAAUGGGGAGUAAUUUGGAUACCAGCGUGGUCAAACUACCGCGCGUCUGGAUGGACGGGUCACGACCUUAUGAAGUACCACCACGUGAUACUAGAAGAUGGAGUUAUGUAUCAGAACCUAUUAGAUAUAUUGAUGAAUAUAUGAUGGAUGAUUAUGUUCAUGCGGAAACAUUGCCAUUACCGCGACACCAGGAUGCUAAUAAGAAACGUUAUUAUAAUGCAUAUCAAAAUAGUGGAUAUAACGGAUACAGUAGCUCAACAUUAUCUGUAGCCAGGCCACAAUACCGCCAUUAACUUUCAUGUCAACAUGUCAAUAUAUAAUAUUAUUUAAUAUAUUAAUAAUAAUUAUGUCUCCAUAUAAGUAUAUGGAAUAUUCUCAAAUUGGAUUAAACAGUUGAAUCAAUUUUGGUAUGUUAAACGUAUGAUGUUGAGACUGUUUUUGUCCCCAUUUGAUAAAUCAUAUUAUAUCCAUAUCAAAAAUUAUUUAUAUAACUCAUUCUGAUCUGUGGCCUAGAUUAACUAUGGAAUUAUUUUGAAAGUGUUUUAUAUUGUCAAUUCAGGUAAUAAUUCUCCAGUUGUAUGGUUUUCUUGUAUAAUACAAACAUAUGUGUUCAGAUUUUUAGACUUCUGCAUUGGUCUUUGAUUAAAAGAGAUUUCAAGCAAAUCGCAUAUUGCAGGUGAUAUUUAUUAAGAUUGAAAAAGAGAAUUCAUGGACGCUAGGUAAUACUUAUCCAAUUUUCAAAACUAAUCUUCUGCUGAACCGCUAAAUAUAUGCACAAGCCUAUAACAUUUGUCAUUCACAUUAUAGUAAUCGAGAUCUCUAUAUCAGAAUCUCUGGGUAGGUGUUAUAGUGUUUUUAAGGGGUACUCUUCCUAUCUCUACUGCUGAGUGAAUUUUGUGUGAUUGUAUGACAUUUAAUUGGAACACCUUUCUGUGUGUAUAUUGUUAGUUUUUAGGAACGAAUAAGAGAUAAUAUUAAGCCGACUUAAUCACUGGACAACUUGUGCAGUAUAUUGCUUUCUUCUUUACUUUCCUGUGGCUAUUACCACCGCCAUAGUAACAUAUUUUCUAAACGUUCUAUAAUCCUAAAUGUGGAAAAUAUGUAAACAUUAUCAUAUUCAGAAAGGCUAAACAUUUAUUUAUUAGUUUUUGAAAAAUAUUUUAGUUACUGUAUGUAAAUAUAUUUUAUAGUUUUAUAUACAUAUAAGUAUUGUUAUUAUAGAAAACUAUUUUAUUAUAAAAUGGUAACGUUUAUAUAUUGAAUAGGUAACAAGAGUAGAAAUGAAUUUCUAUAAUGAGUUUCUAUUUAAUCUAUUACAUAUUAUGAUAGAAGAGGUUCGUCUGUAAUAAAUGAUUAGCUAGAGUGAGACGUGAUAUUGUAAAAUAAAUAAUAAUAAUUAAUAUUUUUAGAAUGUAUAUCGAAUGUAUUUCUAAUUAUCAUUUCAUCUUUGUAAAUAUAAGGUUUGUAAAUAGAUCACUUAAUAGAUUGCCUA
Molecule: messenger RNA, 3848 nt
Organism: Patella vulgata (common limpet)
Lineage: Eukaryota; Metazoa; Mollusca; Gastropoda; Patellidae
Exons: 11
Coding region: 376-2649 (757 amino acids)
Source: RefSeq, a predicted model, not a curated record